GGGCAAGGCAGUACGAGAUUUCUUCCUGCCUUUGGCGGAAAUGGCUUUGUUUUGUUUGUCAAGAUGGCGGCGGGCAUGUACUUGGAGCAUUAUUUGGACAGUAUCGAGAACCUCCCAUUUGAACUGCAGCGGAAUUUCCAGCUGAUGCGAGACUUGGAUCAGCGGACAGAAGAUUUGAAGGCAGAGAUUGACAAACUAGCAACAGAGUACAUCUCCAGUGCCCGCACGCAUACAUCGGAGCAGAAGUUGGCAUUGCUGAAACGGAUACAGGAUGCAUACUCAAAGUGUAAAGAAUUUGGAGAUGAUAAAGUACAGCUGGCCAUGCAGACAUACGAGAUGGUGGACAAGCACAUCCGGCGCCUUGAUACUGACCUUGCACGAUUUGAGGCUGAUCUGAAAGAGAAACAGAUAGAGUCAAGUGAUUAUGACAGCUCCUCAAGCAAAGGGAAAAAGAAAGGCAGAGGACAUAAAGAAAAGAAAGCUGCAAGAGCCAGAUCAAAAGUGAAGAAUUCUGAUGAGGACACCCCCAAAAAUGGGCAGAAGAAAAUGAAGCUGGCGCACACCCAAGUAUCCAUCCUCACUUCAUCGCACGUGCAACUGGAUUUGAUGGGGGAGUGGAGGCAGGCAGCAGCUGUAUCAGGCUCCAAGUCUGGGGGAAAAAUUCCAGCCAGAUUAAUAGUCACACUGUUAUGGGCAGCAGUAAUAGAAGAUGUAGACUGUCCUCACACAGGAAAUAGGACUAAACUGCCUAAGUAUAGCAAAAAGUUUAAAAUGUGCUAA
Messenger RNA from Protopterus annectens (West African lungfish), 780 nucleotides. RefSeq names its product inhibitor of growth family member 4 (gene ING4). Gene Ontology annotation, cellular component: nucleus. The coding region runs from base 64 to 780 and encodes 238 amino acids. The transcript is spliced from 6 exons. The record is from RefSeq and is a predicted model, not a curated record. NCBI's taxonomy places the organism in Eukaryota, Metazoa, Chordata, Ceratodontiformes, Protopteridae. Gene Ontology annotation, biological process: regulation of DNA-templated transcription; positive regulation of apoptotic process.